AAUUCCGAGCUAAAACCAUCACUCAAGCAAAAAGGCUCGAAAGAUGGAAGCUUUGAGGCACAUUUUUGCCAAUUUGCAUUCAAAUUCGUUUUUCUUCUUAGGCAUUUUCAUACUCACAGCUUCUAUAUUGUCUUUUGCCAAUGCAGACAAGACUCACUACCAUGAUUUUGUUAUUCAAGCAACUCCAGUGAAGAGGCUGUGCAAAACCCAGAAUACUAUCACUGUUAAUGGGAUGUUUCCUGGACCAACACUUGAAGUCAAUAAUGGUGACACUCUUGUUGUCAAUGUUGUCAACAGAGCUCAAUACAAUGUCACCAUCCAUUGGCAUGGUGUAAGGCAAAUGAGGACAGGAUGGGCAGAUGGGCCAGAGUUUGUGACACAAUGCCCAAUUAGGCCAGGAGGGAAAUACACCUACAGGUUCACUAUUCAAGGACAAGAAGGGACACUUUGGUGGCAUGCUCAUAGUUCUUGGCUUAGAGCUACUGUUUAUGGUGCUCUAAUUAUACAUCCAAAAGAAGGAUCCUCAUAUCCAUUCCCUAAGCCAAAAAGAGAAACACCAAUUAUUCUUGGUGAAUGGUGGAAUGCAAACCCUAUUGAUGUUGUGAGGGAGGCAACAAGAACAGGAGCAGCACCAAAUGUUUCUGAUGCAUAUACGAUUAAUGGUCAACCUGGUGAUCUUUACAAUUGCUCUAGCCAAGAUACUGCAAUUAUUCCGAUAGACUCCGGCGAGACCAACCUUCUCCGAGUCAUCAACGCGGGAUUGAACCAACCACUUUUCUUCACUGUUGCAAACCAUAAACUUACAGUUGUUGGUGCUGAUGCAUCCUACACAAAGCCUUUCACCACCACUGUCCUAAUGCUAGGACCCGGCCAGACCACCGACGUUUUAAUCUCCGGCAACCAGCCAUCUGCCCGAUACUACAUGGCAGCACGGGCAUACCAAAGCGCACAAAACGCUCCCUUUGACAAUACUACAACUACUGCUAUUCUUGAAUACAAAUCUGCACCUUGUGCUGCUAAAAAUUGUGCAGCAGCCAAACCAAUUAUGCCUCCUUUACCGGCAUAUAAUGACACUGCCACUGUCACCGCCUUUAGCAAGAGCUUUCGGAGCCUUAACAAAGCCUUUGUCCCAACUGAGAUUGAUGAAAAUUUAUUUUUCACAGUUGGGUUAGGACUUAACAAUUGCCCUCCUAAUUUUAACAAGGCAAGCCAAUGUCAAGGGCCUAAUGGAACUAGGUUUACAGCAAGUAUGAACAAUGUUUCAUUUCAAUUACCAUCAACAGUUUCUUUAUUACAAGCUCAUCAGUUACGAGUUCCAGGAGUUUUUACUACUGAUUUUCCUGCUAAUCCUCCAUUGAAAUUCGACUAUACGGGUAAUGUGAGUCGAUCUCUCUGGCAACCAGUGCCUGCAACUAAGGUUUAUAAGCUGAAAUAUGGGUCAAGAGUGCAACUUGUUCUACAAGACACAAGUAUUGUCACUUCAGAGAAUCACCCAAUCCAUCUUCAUGGAUAUGACUUCUACAUUGUUGCAGAAGGAUUUGGAAAUUUUAAUCCUCAAACUGAUACCUCUAAAUUCAACUUGGUUGAUCCUCCUCUUAGAAACACUGUUGGAGUUCCUGUCAAUGGAUGGGCUGUCAUCAGAUUCGUGGCGGAUAACCCAGGGGUGUGGUUGAUGCACUGUCACUUGGAUGUUCAUAUAACUUGGGGCUUGGCUAUGUCUUUCUUGGUAGAAAAUGGGGUUGGACUACUGGAAUCUAUAGAGGCUCCUCCAGAAGAUCUGCCUCCAUGUUAAGAUGAAGAAUAGGAAAUGCAAGGAAUUAUAUAGUAUAAUUAAAUAGGAAUCCACUAGCCCAGCAAUAAGUUUCUUUUUCUUUUUCUUUUUUUUGGGUUGUAUUUCUAGUAAGUAUUGCCUUUUCCCUGCAUUUGGGGAUAGCUCUUGCUCUGUUUCUUGGUUAUUUUUGAUAGAUAAGAAGUGGGUUUCCAAAUGAUGGUGCUGUAGAGGUAACACUCAGCACCAAUUAUCAUUUAGAUUUUUACAUAAUCUCCAUUUUCUUAACUCUGAAUGUAAUUCUUUCGAUAUAGCCAAUGGUAAACAAAGAAUUUCAGUUUUUUUAA
Molecule: messenger RNA, 2115 nt
Organism: Jatropha curcas
Lineage: Eukaryota; Viridiplantae; Streptophyta; Magnoliopsida; Malpighiales; Euphorbiaceae
Product: laccase-12
Biological process (GO): lignin catabolic process
Cellular component (GO): apoplast
Molecular function (GO): copper ion binding; hydroquinone:oxygen oxidoreductase activity
Source: RefSeq, a predicted model, not a curated record